GCGUCGCACAGUUUUUAGUGGACAGCUCCGCGGUGCUGAAACCUCUCUAUCUCCCCUCUCUCUCUCUCUCUAACACCCGAAGGCUUUCACUGAGGAGCGGCGACCAUGGAGGGAUUCUCGUGGAAACUUUUUCUCCUCUCCUGCCUGUUUGCUGCAGAGGGCUCCGCGCAGGACUUUGGACAGACGCAGUUUAUUUGCACGUCAGUUCCCAAAGACGUGGACUUGUGCACCGCGGCGAUGCAGAACAGCGGACCGGCGGAAGACCUGAAGACCACAAUCAUUCAGCUGCGGGAGACCGUGCUGCAGCAGAAGGAGACCAUUGUGAACCAAAAGGAGACAAUCAAGGAGCUAACGUCCAAGCUGAGCCGCUGCGAGAGUCAGAGCCUCCCGGCGGCGGCGGGACCCGGGGGGAGGAGACCGGGGGGCAAGAACACCAUGGGGGAUGUAUCCCGAGGUACCGCAGACACCCUGGCGCAGCUGGGACAGACUUUACAGACGCUCAAACAGAGACUGGAGAAUCUGGAGCAAUACAGCCGAGGAAAUAACAGCGCGCAGGCGAACAGCCUGAAGGAUCUGCUGCAGAACAAGAUAGAUGACAUGGAGAAGCAGGUUCUGUCCCGGGUCAACAUAGAGGAAAGCAAGCCGGGACACAGGAACGAGAGCGACCAGAGGAACAGAGUGGAGACCACGCUCUCCUCUCUGCACGACCGGAUCUCCGACCUGGAGAAAGGCAAAGAGACCAGGCCAGCAGACAGGUUCCAGCUCACCUUCCCUCUUAGGACCAACUACAUGUACGCCAAAGCCAAGAGGACUCUCCCCGAGAUGUACUCCUUUAGCGUGUGUCUGUGGAUCAAGUCCAGCGCCUCACCCGGCCUGGGGACGCCCUUUUCCUACGCAGUUCCAGGCCAAGCCAACGAGCUGGUGCUGAUCGAGUGGGGGAACAACCCCAUGGAGUUCCUUAUCAACGACAAGGUUGCAAAACUGCCGUUCAGCAUCAACGACGGAAAGUGGCAUCACCUCUGCAUCACGUGGACCAUUCGCGACGGGAUAUGGGAGGCCUUCCAGGACGGAGUGAAGCAGGGCCACGGGGAGAACCUGGCACCGUAUCACCCUAUCAAAGCAGAUGGAGUUCUGGUUCUGGGACAAGAGCAGGACUCGCUGGGUGGAGGCUUUGAUGCAACACAAGCAUACGUUGGCGAACUCGCACACUUAAACAUCUGGAACAGGAAACUCUCAGCCACUGAAAUCGCCAACUUGGCAAACUGCAACAGCAAAGCGUUUGUCGGUAACGUCUUCUCCUGGACAGAGAGCAACAUUGAAAUAUUUGGCGGUGCCACCAAAUGGACCUUCGAGCCGUGCAGCUCAAUCAACUGAGUCGCAGCUUCUUGCUUCAGAAAAGAAAAGAAAAAAAAAGGCCUCCGUGUAUUUCUGAGCUUUUGUCGUUCCUGUCCUCAUUUGACCUUUGUUUAGAGAGUAAUUGGUAAGCUUAAAUCUGGGAUUUAUGUCAUUCUUAGGUAUUCCUGUGCAAAAAACAACGCCUCCAAACUUGAGAAGGGGGAGGAAAAA
Poecilia latipinna (sailfin molly) is the source of this 1566-nucleotide messenger RNA. Its product is annotated as neuronal pentraxin-1-like. The coding region runs from base 106 to 1374 and encodes 422 amino acids. The record is from RefSeq and is a predicted model, not a curated record. The transcript has 5 exons. NCBI's taxonomy places the organism in Eukaryota, Metazoa, Chordata, Actinopteri, Cyprinodontiformes, Poeciliidae.